CUUGGAACAUCACAAUAAGAAUUUAACACUUAUACAAAAUUCUGAGAUAAGUUGUAAAGACUCAGAGAAAAGUUAUGGCAAAGAAGGAGAUGAAAUCUACCGGAGUGACAAUUAUGAUCAUGAUUAUGUUGGGCUAUGCACAAGCUAAUUAUAAUUCUCCAUUUGUGAAAAUUGAGCCUAACAACACAACGGAUAAACUUACAUGUCCUGCACAGUGUGGUAUAGAUUGCUUCAUUGCUAACAUUGCAUAUCCAAUAUGUUUUGCUAUUUGCGUAGCAAAAUGUCCUAAAAAGCCACCCCUAAGUGUCUACAAUUGUAUGAUUGGUUGUGGCAAGUACAAAUCCACCGACGCUAACAUAGAUGCUCGUGAUCUUUCGGCGGUAAAUGCUUGUUUGCAAGAGUGUGAAAAAAGUGACAAUUUGUUAUAAGAAUGUUAAAAAAUGAAGGUGUUAGCAGAAAUAAUACUCAUGUAUAAUUGUAAUAAACAAAUAUUAAUCAAUGAGUAACACCUGUUUUUUAUUUUUCAUAAA
Messenger RNA from Glycine soja, 530 nucleotides. RefSeq lists its product as uncharacterized. NCBI's taxonomy places the organism in Eukaryota, Viridiplantae, Streptophyta, Magnoliopsida, Fabales, Fabaceae. The coding region runs from base 75 to 428 and encodes 117 amino acids. The transcript is spliced from 2 exons. The record is from RefSeq and is a predicted model, not a curated record.